AUGGCGCUGAGCACGCGAACCCUGCUCCUCCUGGUCGUGGGCGUAAGCCUGGCGAUUUGCUUCCUCCCUACGGCGCGGAGCCUGGUGUUUGGACUCGAUUUUGGCUCCCGAUGGGUGAAGAUGUCGGUGAUUCGAGGCAACUCGUUCGAGAUUAUCCUCGAUGCCCAGACCAAGCGCAAGUUCAUGUCUGGCCUCGCCUUCCACGAUGAUGAACGCUUCUUUGCGGCCGACGCUGAGAAAGUGCACACGUAUCAGUAUCUGUCGCAGCUGUUGGGCAAGUCACACAACAGCAGCGUAGUCGAGGCGCUCAAGCCGCACCUUCUCUACGCCGACGAGAUCGUGCCCAACGGAGAGCGCGGGACCGUGGCCAUACGGUACAACGAAAACACGACCUUUGCCGUUGAGGAUCUCGCGGGCAUGGUCUUCAACUUCGCCCGCGAGACCGCGCUCGCCUACGUGCACUCUCCCGUGGCCGACGUUGUGAUCACCGUCCCGCCGCACUGGACUGCGGAGGAGCGAGCAGCGGUGAUCGAAGCGGCUGAACUCGGUGGCUUCCACGUGCUGUCGCUCAUCAACGACGGCACUGCCAUCGCCCUCCACUAUGCCUUUGGCAAGAGGUUCGAGGAGCCCAAGAACGUGAUCUUCUACGACAUGGGCCACAGCAACACGAGGGCCACGCUUGUCGAGUACCAUUCGAUCCGCAUCAAGAAGGGAGCGAAGAAUGUGACGCAGCCGACGAUGAAGGUCAAGGCCGUGACGUACGACACCAGCCUGGGAGGUAGGGACUUUGACUACCGCCUCGCCGAGCACCUCGCCGGCGUGGCCGUGACGCAGAUGGCGGCCAAGGGCAUCGAGAGCUCAGUCGACCAGAUCAAGGCCAACAAGCGCGCCUGGGCUCGUCUGAUGACCGCCGCCAGCCAGGCCAAGACCGUGCUGAGCGCCAACAUGGAAACCUACGCCGCGGUGGAAGGACUUGUGGGCAGCUACGAUCUGAAGACCACGGUCAGCCGCGCCCAGUUCGAGGAGAUGUGCGAGGACCUGUUCGCGCGGGCCGCCACGCCCGUGAAGGAAGUGCUGGCCGCGGCCAACACGACCGUGGAGGAGGUGGGCAGCAUGGAGGUGGUCGGCGGCAGCGUCAGGAUUCCUAAGGUCCAGGCCGUGCUCAAGCAGACCCUGGGUCUCCCCGAGCUGAGCAAGACUCUCAACGGAGAUGAAGCUGCGGUGUUGGGUGCCGUCUUCUAUGCGGCGCAUCUCAGCACGAGCAUCAAGGUCCCCGAGCACAAGAUCAAGGACAUCACGCCCUAUGGCGUGACUGCCACCAUCAAGCUCGCCCGCCCUGCCGACGCGCUUGAAGCGAGCGACAAGGAGGACUCCGUCGCCGGUAACCAGGACGGUAAAGGCGACGACGACGAUGAUGACGACGAUGACGACAUCGACGAGCAGGCCGAGGACGAGACUGGCACUGUAACGAAGGUCCUGAGCCUCUUCAAGCCCUUCGGACGCGUGGGCGCCAAGAAGAACGUCUCCUUCAAGAAGAACGUCAGCAACUUCACCGUCGAGCUCGCCUACGACGACGAGGCCAAGCUGCCCGAGGACGCCCCGCGUCAGCUCGCGCGCUUCACCGUGGAGGACAUGAACAAGCUCAAGAAGUACAACUACACCGGCAAGCCCAAGGUCACCCUGGCUUUCCGCCUGACGACCAGCGGACUCGUGGAGCUGGAGACGGCUGAGGCCGAGGUGGUGGUCAUCAAGUACCCCGAGCCCGAGCCCUCGGCCAAGUCGACGCCCGCUCCCACCCCCGAGGCCACCGAGGAGGACAAGGCUGAGGCCGCCGACGCCGCCGACGAGGCCACGGGCGAGGAGAAGGAGGACAGCGCCGCCAACAAGGAGGACGAGGAAGCCGAGAAGGAGGAAGUCGCGGCUGAUGACGAGGAAGCCGAGGAGGAGAGCAAGAAGAAGGAGAAGGACGAGAAGAAGCCCAAGAAGGAGAAGAAGCCGAAGAAGACUGUGCACAAGAUCGCCCUCGCCGUGGUCACGCAGAAGCUCGGCAUCCCCGAGAGAACUUACGUCGAAAAGUCCCGCGCUCGCGCGUUGCUGAAGCAAUGGGAGGCCAAGGCUGUCAGCAAGAGGGAGAAGGCCGAUGCCAAGAACGAUCUGGAGACCUACAUCUACGACACCAAGGAGAAGCUGUGGGACGACGAGCUCGAGAAGGUGUCCACCGAGGAGCAGCGCGACGAGGCCCGCGAGGCCCUCGGCGCUGCCGCCGACUGGCUCGAGGACGAGGGCAUUGAUGUCAGCGUUCAGGAGUACAAGGACAAGAAAGCCGAGCUCGUCAAGUUGGCCAGCGCCAUCUUUGAGCGCAAGGAGGAGCUCACCAAGCGUCCCGUGCAGGUGGCCAUGCUUUCCUACAUGCUCAACCACAGCAGAUCGUCUCUGGUCGGCAUCACCGAGCGCCUGAAGGUGGAGGUCGAGGAGAGGGACGAGGUGCUGGACCUCAUCGAGGAGACCGAGGACUGGCUCAAGUCCAAGGUCAAGGAGCAGGAGGGCAAGGAGCCGCACGAGGAGCCCGCCUUCAAGAGCGAGCAGGUGCAGGCCAAGGCCAGCGCCAUCGAGAAGACGGUUCGCAAGCUCUUGAAGCGGAAGCCCAGGCCCACCCCCACACCCGCCACCUCUUCCUGGCCCUACACCGCCGCCGACGACGACAACAAGGCCGCGGAGGAGACCACGGAAACGGGAGAAGAGGCCAGCUACCGCGGUCAGGAGGAGGUCGUGCCGCCGAAGGAGGAAGCGGGCGAGGACAUCCUCUAG
Messenger RNA from Acanthamoeba castellanii str. Neff, 2808 nucleotides. RefSeq names its product DnaK family superfamily protein. Lineage: Eukaryota; Discosea; Longamoebia; Acanthamoebidae. The coding region runs from base 1 to 2808 and encodes 935 amino acids. Gene Ontology annotation, biological process: endoplasmic reticulum unfolded protein response; cellular response to hypoxia; negative regulation of hypoxia-induced intrinsic apoptotic signaling pathway. Gene Ontology annotation, molecular function: ATP-dependent protein folding chaperone; ATP binding. The record is from RefSeq and is a predicted model, not a curated record. The transcript has 12 exons. Gene Ontology annotation, cellular component: endoplasmic reticulum chaperone complex.